UCUCACCUCGUCUUUACGAAUCAUUCUCACAUCUGCCAUGGAAGUCUGAAGAUAAUCUUUUUUCAACCAUAAUGUAAAUAUUUGCUGACAUUCUUAGUGUUGUGUGGCCACUAAAUAUUUCUUAUUUACUUAGGAAUGAUUAAGCUCUAUUUUUUAUUGUGAUUCAUGUCUUCUGCGUAGAAUAAUGAGGACAAGGAAUUCUCCAGGACCGAGUUUUUGAUAUCGUUUAAAAAUGCAAGUGGUUCGUCUACAGAAAACUAGGGCAAAUCAACAGCAAAGAUAAAUAGUCGUUUAUAAAGCAUCUGGAAAAUUGUCUCUCUAACAAGGCCUUCCUCCUUCUCCUCUUCAAGGGUAAUAAAAAAGCCAUCGACCAAGAGAAUUAGUUCGCCGAGUGCCGCAAGAAGCGAUGGAGACCGCUUUGGAAGAAUUGGUUCGGAAACAGUUUGUCGCCGAAGAAGCCGUUCGAAUCGUACACCGAUUCAACGACAAAAAGUCCAAGAAACCUAGAAAUGAACGCCUGGUUGAUUUAUGCACCGACAUUGCACGAAUCCUUGAUGUCAAUAAGAAACUUGAAACCACAAUCAAAUCACAAGAAGCAGAACUCAAUACUUUACGAAGCAGUGGAGAAAUAAAUCAUACUCAAGACUCAGCCCUCGACCCGUCUGCACAAACCCCUGAAUCACCUCCUCCUCAAGGGUUAGUCAGGUCACCGUCCUCAGGUCGAGGCACGGCGUACACACUGCGAGAGACUGGGACCGAUCCUGUCUUUGAUUGGACCGAGAGACCAGAGACAUUGUCACGUGCAACGAGUCCAAUUCAACUAAACUCUACUUCGCGAGCAACCAGUCCUUGGAAACAAUACACAUCGUCCCGAGCAACGAGCCCUUUGCAGUCAAAAGAUAACUUUGAGGGUCUAUCUACUGAUAUGUCUGAGUUACAUGAGACCCGGGACAUGGACACAGAACCAGAUGAAACAGAUAAAGCGGAUGAGUACCAAGAUGACUUCCAAUCAGAUAUUGAUACCGCAAAUAGCAAUGCAGAGAAUGAAGAGCCUACGGAUGAAAUAGUCACCAAGAAGGAAAGUGGUUUUGAAGAUACUGUAGAUGAACAUGAAGAUAUUGAAGAGGCAGGAACACCAAACAAAGAUCGCCAGAAAGAAAACAAGCAAGAAAAACACACAAGCAAGGAAAAACCAAGUAACAGGGCUGGCACGAAAGAGUCUGGUAGUCUUAGAGAAAAAGAUCGAUCCAAACGUACCAGUCGUGCGUCCGACACCAAGGGAACAAAAAGAGACGUCAAGGAAAAACCGAACAGGAACACGAGGACCCAGGAAAUUAAAAUUAAGAAUACAGAAAGGAAUAAAAGUGUAUCAUCAGCGACUUCCUCUACGCGACGAAAACUAGCAGAAGAAAGAGACAACAAGGAGGCUAGUAAAAGAAGGUCUGCGCAUGCGUCAGGUCGUCCUGAAAAGAGAAGUACACAGUCAUCUGAUAAAAAGACCAACAGACACGUGUAUAAUAAAGAAGAAGAAAAAGAAGAUAGGAAAACCACUGAAAGGAAAGAUGCGAAAGACGUAGAUAAGCAGACAAGGCCAAAGUCUAGGCCAAAAAAAUUCAAGAGCCCCAACAAUUCAGCAAGAAAAAGAUUGUCCAAGACGACUACGCACCGCGAGGGGUCUGGGAAGAGUGUUCAUUGGUACUCGAGUGACGAAAGUUCAUCAUCAAGCUCGUCAGAAAGUGAAGUCGAUGAGGAACACACUAGAAAGUUAAGACCCGAGUUGUCCGCAGAAUACUGGGAUAUUCACAAGCUUGUCAAGUUUUUAAGGAUUGGUUCUCUGAAAAUAUUGCGGCGUCUUUCAAUCAGUAGAAGAGUGAACAACGAGAUCUAUCGCCUGGGAGGGAUUCAACAGCUGAUCAAAUGUUUGAACAACAAAUCUAUUGAGAUCCAGUCCCUCGCGGCCGGGACGAUCAGUAACUUUGUGUCAUUUCGCAAGGCAUACAACGCAAUUAAGAAGUACAAUGGAAUUCCACGACUGGUCAAGUUAUUACAACCCAACAAAAAUCCAAAGCCACUAAGAUACAGAGCAUACACAAACACCGAGAACGCCAGCACCCUCUUGCAUAACGCCUGCAAUGCAUUGUGGAGCUGCAGCAAAAGCGAGAAAAACAUCGAAGCUAUACGUAACGCGGGCGUUGUUCCUAUCCUUGCUUCGUUGUUAAGGAAAGGGCCUAGUGAUGUGAUACUUUCAACGGUUGGAAUCAUACAGGAGUGCUCUAGUGAUGCAUCUUUCCGGGAGGAAAUUCGCAAGGAGGGCAUCAUAGAAGACGUUGUAGGGUUCUUACGCGAGGGUGAAAACGAACUAAGGACAUUAUGUGCUAACGCAAUCUUCAAGUGCGGAGAUGACGAAGAGACACAAAAACUUGUACAAAAGCACAGAGGUCUGGAUCCUUUGAUUCAAGUAGUUGCAUCAACUGACAAUAAUCAGGAUAAGAAACUACUGGGUGCAGUAGUAGGGGCGAUAUGGAAAUGUGCCUCUAAUAAAGAAAACUUGACAAGAUUGGAGAAGUUUGAUACAUUGUAUCAUUUAAUUCGACAUUUAAAAAUGAAACAACCUCAUGAGGUUGAGGCAAAUAUCAUAGGGGCCCUGGGCGAGUUCGCUUACAAUAGACGCAACGUCUUAACCCUUUAUGAAGAAGGAGUUCUUAACAUCAUCAUAAAUAGACUGAACUUGACCAUGCCAAAUAUACUCAUCAACUCGAGCAAGCUUCUCGCCUUGUGUGCUAAGGAAAAUGCUCCAAGACAAGCUAUCUUGACAAGUGAUGGUGUGCGGUUACUGUGGUCUUUGUUGAAGUCAAGCAAUCAUAAGGUGGUUGCUAGUGCUUGUUAUGGAAUCGCGAUGUGUGUAUCUGAUGCUAAGGAAUCAGCCGAAAUUGUUCGUUCGUUUGUCGGUGGCCUGGAACUAGUGACUAAUCUUCUGAGGUCCAAUAAACGAGAGGUGUUGAUCAACACAUGCCGUUUGGUCAUCAACAUUGGACAAGAUCGUGAGAACAUGUCUAUAAUGACUGAUUAUGAUGCUGUCCCAUUACUCAUCUCACUUGUUUAUGCGGACGACGAGGAAAUGAGACAAUACGUUGCAGAAGCAAUAGCUACGUGCUGUAACCUAGAUAAAAAUAUCACAGCUCUAUCGUCUACUGUGGUUCCUCUUUCAGAAGGAUUUGCCUUGUAUAAGGGUGUUGAAGUACACAGGACAACAGCCUUAGCACUGGAAAAACUAUCCCAAGACCCACACAAUUGUUACCUCAUUCACAGACAUGGUGCUCUUAAGCAUCUGAUGAAAAUGAUAGGAUCGGAGGACGACGAUGUUCAGGAGGCAGCGGCUCGCUGUAUCAAAAACGUGCGCAUGAACGCUAUUGACCAAAACAGCUAGCAUCUGGCAUCGUAAACAAAUAAUAACUGUUUAAUCUAGAUUUUAUAUAGAAAUUAACACCGAGACUAUUUGUGAAACUAUUUAUAAAAUACAUAAGGUACUACCAACCCUCUGAUUAACUGACAUGUCUGUAUUUGAAUAAGCUCACCCAAUUACGUGUAGAUGUCGGAUAAUUUUAUCUCCUAAAUUGUCAGACUAAUUUCUAGUUUUCAAUAUGCGGUCUCUCAGAUUUUCGUGAAGAUCUCCUCUCCACUUUUUUACAUAAGGCUGUUAGGAUAGAUAAUAUCGAACGUUCAUAUAUAAGGAUAGAAAAUUUACGAUAGUACGAAUAGUAUAUGAAGAGAAAAAUUGUACAUAAGAUAAUAACAAAGUAAAAAGAAUAUAUAUA
This is a messenger RNA of Actinia tenebrosa (Australian red waratah sea anemone), 3815 nucleotides long. Its product is annotated as armadillo repeat-containing protein gudu. The record is from RefSeq and is a predicted model, not a curated record. Lineage: Eukaryota; Metazoa; Cnidaria; Anthozoa; Actiniaria; Actiniidae. Gene Ontology annotation, molecular function: protein binding.